CUAAGAGUUGAAGGGUAAAAUUGAGUUGAUUUGUUUACACGGGUCCCAUGAGAACAUUACAGCAUUUAAAGUUAUAGCUUAUUCCACAUAGCAUAAGUUAAAGCCUCUAGUUGGCUCUAAUGCAAUCAAUGAAUGGCCUAUAUAUAAACCAGUGCGAUGAAUAUAGAAACAUAAUUAUGAGAAAAAUACGUGCAUUGUCGAGUUUUUUUUUCCGGUCAUCCCAGGACUCUGCUUCUCUGUCCCACUGAUGCGUCGAGGCGUUCCGGUAUGUGUGUUCAUGUGAUGCAGGGAGGAUGUGUCCUAAAAGAGUUUGCAUCGAGCCAAACUGCAUCACUUCUGAGUCCGACCACCGCACAGCAAGCAUCUGUGGAUAUCCCCCCUUUCGCUUUGCAUUUAUAUCUGCUGAAAGAGAAGAAAGGGCAGAGAAGGAAAGCAGGAUUGUGAAAUGGGAGCUGCGACAUCAUCCGCGCGCCGGGACAGCAGAGGUGAGGAGGACGCGGCCGCGGAGGAGCUCACUGCAGCGGGGAGCGAUGCUCCGGAAGACGGCAGUGCUGCGGAUGACAAGCUACUACAGACAAAUGGACUGAUCUCCAAUCUGAAUGUAAAGACAAAGGAACCUGCUGAUGAAUUAAAUUGCCAAUUUGAGGAAAGAGUACUUGCAGAUGUCGGCUCUGGGUUUGUCACAUUAAAAGAAGAUGGCACAGAAACCCUCGAAGACCUACAGAAUUUGGAUCCUCUUCAACCAAAUGCUAAGAAUGAAAGCGGUGAGAUGGUCAAUGCUGGUGUGACUUUGAAAGAAGAGACUGAGGUGGACAGCCAGGUGAAUGAUAUCAAUGAGGUUGGCUUCAAAAGAAUCUUCCGGUUUGUUGGAUUCAAGUUGACCCUCAAAAAAGACGCAUGUGAAAAGACUCAAGCAAAUGAGCAAAAAGAGACCGAAGAGAAUGAGCAAAAAGAAGACAAUGCCUCAGAGGAGGCCAAGGAUGAGGAUAGUGACGUGGCUGCAAUUGAAAUCACACCUGAUGAGACUCAUAAAAGUGAGGAGUCUUCUGAUGCAGCAGAACCUCCUUCACAACAAACAGACAAUGAAACAGAGCUGGAUCAGGACAUAAAGAUAGUGGAAUUUCAUGUGGUGGACACACCUGGUAAAGAAAUGGAGAAAGAGUCGAGCAUUGAGCCAGAGGAACCAAUGUCACCAAUCAAGCAAUUCUUUACACAGGGAAUCUUUGCCAGUUUAAGAAAGAAAAAGAAAGAAGAGGAAAUACAAAAAGAGAGCAAGGAAGAGGAACUCAAAGAAAACGAGAAGACAAUUGCUGAAGAGGAGGCUGAAAAACAGGACAGUAAAUGCAUGUGCCUUGACAUCCCUUAUAUUAUAUCAGAGGACGGCAAAGAUUCACAGGAGAAAGGCGAUGACAGUUUGUUACCAGAAGGAGAGCUUCAGAAUUCUUUAGAGAAAGAUAAGGUACAAGGAAGUCCACUUAAAAGACUUUUCCGGAAAUUUUCCUCAAGAAGGCAACGAGAAGGUAAAGCUGCGGAAAAGGUGGCUGAGGUUGAGGAACAAGUCUCUGAACAGCCAAAACCAUCCUCAGAGCUUGGGAAAGCAGAGGAACCAUUAAUUGGGGAAACAGUAAUUGAAGAACCAACAGUCGGGGAACCAAAACCUGCUGAUGAGCAACCGGUGGGUGAUGUAGGCCCUCAGGAGUCCAAAAAGAAAUCUGACACCACUGUGUCUUGGGAGGCACUGAUUUGUGGUGGCUCUGCUAAAAAAAGGGCUAGAAAAACAAAUGAGGAUGAAAUGUCAGACAAAGGACAGGAACAUGAUAAAGUGACAGAUUCUCCACUGGGAAGUUCCAUUGAGGGUGAUUAUGAUCAUCUGACAUCGUCGAAUGAACAAACUGGAAGUCCUGCAGAAGGGGAGGUGGGAUCCACAUGGAAAACUUUUAAAAAAAUGGUCACCCCAAAGCGGAAGGUUAGACCCGGAGAAAGCAGUACGCCUGAGCAGAUACCUUCAGAUGGGGAAAUGAGCAAAGAUGAAUCGUUUUCUAAGAAGAAACUUAUUCCAGGUCAUAAAAAGAGAAAAUCUGAGGCAAAGCAAGACCAGACAUCCUCUGAUGAGGUUGCUAAGGAUCAUGAAUCAGAUGAUGAAACGCCAGCUAUUAUUCCAUUGUCUGAGUAUGAAGUGAUCGAGCCUGAAACUUUGAAGGAGAUGAACGAGCAACGAGUUGAAAUCACAAUAGAGCAUGAGAUGCCAGAGAUCCCAUCACAGGCAUUAGAAAAGGACACAUUCAAGACUGUAACUAAAGUUUCAAGUAACACUGCACCAGCAAUUAUACAAUCCCUCUCAGAGGACUUUGAAGAACUCACAGACUUUUUGAGCAAACAUCAACAACUGAGUGAUAUACCAGAGGAAGGCAUCGAGGAAAGCAUUGAAACACCAGUAUCAUCUGCUGAGUGGACAACACAAGAUGACACCUUAGCUGAGGACAUUGUGGAGUUGACAGCUGAUGCAGUUACUGCCCCAGAACCAGAAAGUAUUUUGGGGGAUGACACGACUGAAAUGGUUUCAGCUCUGUCACAGCUAACUGAAUCACCAAGGUCAUCUGGACAUGUUACACCAGUGUCGGCUGAAUAUGACGUACAAACAUCAGAUGCAAUUCUACAUGAAGCUAUUCAAUCCAUUUGUAUGACUCCAAGUGUUCAAUCAAUAACUACAAAAGAUGAAAGUCAAAAAUCGCUGGCUGUGUCAUUUUCACCUUAUAUCGUACAGUCAUCCACACCAGAGGAAACAAAGGUUUUGGUUGCACAUAAGAAAACGGAGGCAACAGCAAUAUGCAUAGGUCUAGUAUCUCAAGAAAUUGAGUCUGUUGAAAAACAUCUCCCUGCACCCUUAGUGGAGGCAAUACUUGAGAUCUGUGAUACUGUCCCAACUGAAGUAGCCUCUGAUAACUUUACAGAUGAACAUGAAGUUGCGGGAAUUGGGACAGAUGAGGUCUAUGAAGCUGAAAUCAAGGAUGUGAAGACUGAGUUUCAGGAAAGAAUUGUAAAUGAAGAAGAAUCUACUUCUGAAAGUGAACGAGACAUAGAGCAAGUCAUUCAGUUAGUGACAGAACCACUUGUGGAUGAAUCAGAGGAGACUCAUAUAAAGGACAAAAAAGAGGAAAGUACAACUGGUAUUGAACUUAGACAAGAUAUCGACACAAUGCAAAGUGAAUCUGGCCUGGAUCAGGUUAUGUUAGAUAUAACCCAUGGUCCUGAAUUGGAGUGUCCAUCUUAUUCAACAGAUGAAAUUGCAUAUAAUCAACUAGCAGCUGGUGAACCUACACUAGAUACAAUUUCUCAGGUAGAUGAACAAGAAACUGUAGACAAAAUUCUUGAUAUUACCAAAGCCAUAGAUGCCCCUGUAGAAGACACUGCCUCAGCAGUGGAGUGUCUGGAAAUCAAAGAGAAUGUUAAUAUUAUUAGCCCAAUUACAGAUCAAAUACAAGUAGAGACAAUAGUGUUAGAAGAUAGUUUACAAAUAAAAGAUGUUCCAUCAAUACAAGCUGAUGUAAAAGAUGCUGAUUUAUCAGUAGAUGAUUCAGGUGACAUGUCCAUCAAGGACAUCGGUGAGAAAAUGGAAGCAAGUGGUGACGAAAAAAUUGCACAGCAGGAGAUUAAGGAAGAUCAUUUAGAAGAAGAGACUGGGGAUGUUGUUUCCUCGGAACUUGUUCAAAAUGUUAAGGCUGAAAAUAUAGCAGAAUCUAUAGAUGAUUUAUUAGUAAAAGAACAGUUGCCAGCCGAGAAGGCAUCACUUACAGAACCUGUAUUAGAGAAGGCUAAAGAGGCCCAUAAAGAUGUUACUGAUACAGAUGUGGAUGACAAAGUGGUGGACAAUGCACAUGACCGAGCUGACAGGAUUUUUGUGAAAGACGAACUUGCACCAAAGAACGAGCAACCUUUAACAGACACUGAUAGCAAUGAAACUGAGAAUCAAGAUCUUUCAACCCAUUUAAACAGUAUGAGUGAAUCUCCUGGCAUAGUUGUUGGAGAAACUGAAAAAGGACAAACUGAAGACAUAAUACCUGUUGUUUCUGAGUUUUCAAAAGAUGUACUUGAGCCCACAAAAACACCAACAGAACCUGAAGUUAGCUGUGAAGCUAUACCAACAAGUCUAGGGAUACCUUCAGCAGAGGUGGAAGUAAAAUCUAUACCAGAAGAAAUUGUAACUUUUAAAACAGAGGAGUGUAGUCAAGACAUCCAACAAAAUGAACAGCUACAAACAAGUGAGAAUAACAAGACUAGCAAAGUUUUAGAGAUGGUUGCCAUUACUGAGAAUACAACAAAACAAUUAGAGCAAGAGAAAGCUAUAGUGGCCGAACCAGAAGCACAGGUACUGACAAUGUCCGAGCUACCAAAGGCAACAGAACAAGAGGGUGAUUCAUCUGAAGUUACUGUAGUUCACGGGGAAGCAAACGAUAGUGACCAGGCCCAAGCAGUGACAUUAACAGAUACAAUAAGAACAGCAGUUCAAGAUGAAAUAUAUAAAGAGGCUGUUGCUUCCAUACUGAAACCAGAAAGGGUUGACUCAAGGAUGACUGUGACUGAAGAAAAUGAAGCAUAUGCAGAUUCUAUGCAAAAAUGUGAACCCCUUAGACAGAAAACAGAAAUGACACUGUCAAAAGAGUUGCAGGUAGACAAGACAAAUAAUAAAGAUGAAAUACUAGCGGUGACAGAAGUAAUUCCCAAAGAACAGGUGCCACCACUGAGGUCUGAAGUGACAGCAGAAAUGCCAGAUGUUACGGUUUCUGAAGUACAAACAAAAGUAGAGAGUGAACUCAGGGCUGCAACGCUUGAAGUGACAGAACCAAAGGUAGAAAUGCCAGUAAUAACAGAAGUUACUGUAGAAUCAGCUGUAGUAACUGAACCUGAGGUAGAGAGACCUAUAGUAACAUCAGUUGUUGCAGAACUUGAAGUAGAAACACCAGUGGUUACAUCUACGACAAAAGCAACUGAUACUCACACUUCCCAAAUCAUAGAUGCUGACACAACAGAGCUGACAACAGUGAUCAAAGAAGAUGUGGAAGAGAAGCCCACUGUGAUUUCUGUGGUAGUUACACCAGCUACACCUUUAGAUGAAGCAACACCAGUUCUAACUCAAAGCCAUGAGUCAAGGGUUGUAGAUGAAGUAAAAGACGAAAGUGUUGAGCCAAGAGCAAUAGAAACACCAAAGGUUGAAGCAGUGAUUGUUAGAUCUGUGUUGGCUCCAGCAGUAGAGAUACAGAAUGUGAUUCCAGUGGUAAAAGCACCAAAUCUUGGCUCAGUUACAAUGACAGAGGGUUCGUCUCCAGUAGUAGAAGCAACAGUAUUAGAAACAACAGCUGCCACAGCAAUAAAACCCGAUGUGGUAGAGAUCCCAGUGGUACAGACACCAAAUAUAGAUUCAGUGAUAAUGUUACCAGCUAUAACAUCUGUACCUUCAAAAGAAGUUACCCUAGAUUUGACAUCAUUUGCAGAAACACCACUUGACAAUGUUACAGAAAUUCCCGUUGUUUCGCUCACAUCAGUAAAACCAACUGUUGCUGCAUUAAUGCAGACACCAGAUGCUGAGAUACAAGCAAGGAUUCCAAUGACAGUAACAGAAGUUGCAUGUCCUGUAGUUGUUACAACAGAUGUAACUCCAGUAGCACCCGGAGGAAUUGUGAUCCCAGCAGUAGAAACUCCCCAUGCAACUUCAUCUACAGUGGUAUUAAAAACACCAACUCAAAUCUCAGUAACUGUAACAGAAGCAGAAGCUCCAGUCACAACAUCUGUGGCAGCAUCAGCUGUAAUCCCAGUAGAAGAAACAGUCAGAGUAAAAGAGACUUCCCCUCCUGGAGUUGUUUCAGUAACUGCAGCAGUAGAAACUCCUGCCACAAUCCCUGUUGUACAAACUCCAGCUGUAAAGUUGUCUUCAUUGGCAAUGGUUGAGACACCAGUAGUAACGCCAGUGGUACUAAUGCCAAACCAGGUUUCAGAGAAAGCAAAGGAGACUGCACUUUCAGCAGUCAUUUCAGCAGUAGAAACAGCUCCUGUGAUCCCAGCAGAAGAAUAUCCUGUUGUAAAGUUAACUCAAGUUGCAGUGGUUGAGGCACAAGUUGUGCACCCAAUGGCAGAGACACCAGGACAAGGUUUGGUCCGAUUAACAGAGACUUCACUUCCAGCAAUUGUUUCAGAUGUAACAGCAGCAGUAGAAACACCUGCCAUAAUCUCAGUUGUAGAAACUCCAGUUGUAAUGACAACACCAGUCACAAAUUUUGAAUUACCAGUUGUGAGCACAGCGGUAGAGAUACCAGGCCUGGUUUCAGAAAUAGUGAAAGAGACUGCAUCUCCAACAGUGGUCUCAGCAGAAGAAACACUUCCUGUGAUUCCAGUUGUACAAACUCCCACUGUAAAGUCAACUGAAGUUGCUGUGGUUGAGCCACCAGUUGUGACAUUAGAUCAGGUUUCAUCGCUAGUAUCAGAGACUUCACCUCCAGUAGAUGUUUCAACAGUAGAAGCACCUGCCGUAAUACCAGUUGUGGAAACUCAAGUUGUAAAGUCAACUCCAGUUGCAGUGAUUGAGAUACCAGUUGUGACCCCAAUGGUACAGACACCAGGUGAAGUUUCAGUGAUAGUAAAAGAGACUGCACCUCCAGCAGAUGAUUUAUCAGUAGAAACAUCUCCUGUAAUGCCAAUUAUAGAAAAUCUAGUUGUAAAGUCAACUCCUGUUUCAGUGCUUGAUGCACCAGCUGUAACCCCAGUGGUUCAAACACCAGGCCAGGGUUCAGCCAGUGUAAUAGAGACUUCACCUUUACCAAUUGUUUCAGGAGCAACUGCAUUAGUAGAAGCACCUAUCAUGAUCCCAGUUGUAGAAACUCCAGUUGUAAUGGAUGAGAUGCCAAUUAUGACCAAAGUGAUACAGACACCAGGUCAGGAUUUAAUGAUGGUAAAAGAGACUACACCUCAGGUAGUUUCAGCAGUUGAAACACCUCUAGUAAUACCAGUUGUAGAAACUCCCGUUGUAACAUCAACUCAAUUAAAAGCAGUUGAGGCAACUGGUGUGCUCCCAGCAGUACAGGCACUAGCCCAGGAUUCAGUCAGAGAAACAGAGACUCUACCUCAAGCAAUUGUUUCAGGAGUAACUGCAGCGGUAGAAGCACCUACCAUGAUCCCAGUUGUAGAAAUUCCAGUUGCAAUGGUUGAGAUCCCAGUUGUACCCCCAGUGGUACAGGGACCAGACCAAGGUUCAGUCAGAGUAUCAGAGACUUCACCUCCAUCAGUUGUUUCAGGAGUUACUGCACCAGUAGAAACCCCUGCCAUGAUCCCGGCUGUAGAAACACUUGUUGUAAUGUCUACACCAGUUGCUGCGGUUGAGACACCAGUUGUGACCUCAGUGGUGCAGACAGCAAGUCAGGUUUCAGGAAUAGUAAAAGAGAUUGUACCCCCUGCAGAUGCUUCAGCAGUUACUUCAAGAGAUGAAACUCCUGCUGUAAAUUCAACUCCAGUUGCAGUGGUUGAUCCACUUGUUUUGACCCCGGUGGUACAGAUAUCAGAGCAGGUUUCAAUGAAAGUAACAGAGGCUUUACCUCCAGCAGAGGUUGAGACAGUAGUUUUGACUGCAGUUGUAGAAACUGCAGUUGUAAACCCACCCCCAACUGCAGUUACGGAGACACCAGUUUUGACCCCGGUGGUACAGAUAUCAGAACAGGUUUCACUAACAGUAAAAGAGACUUCGCCUCCAGCAGUGCCUGAGACAUCAGUUUUGACUCUAAUAGUAGAAACUCCUGUUGUAAUACCAGCUCCAGCUGCAGUUACUGAGACACCAGUUUUGACCCCCGUGGUACAGAUAUCAGAGCAGGUUUUACUGAGGGCAGAAGAGACUUCACUUCCAGCAGUGGCUGAGACAUCAGUUUCGACUCCAUUAGUAGAAACUUCAGUUGCAAAAUCAGCUCCAUCUGCAGUUACUGAGAUACCAGUUUUGACCCCGGUGGUACAGAUAUCAGAACAGGUUUCACUAACGGUAAAAGAGACUUCGCCUCCAGCAGUGCCUGAGACAUCAGUUUUGACUCAAGUAGUAGAAACUCCAGUUGUAAUACCAGCUCCAGCUGCAGUUACUGAGACACCAGUUUUGACCCCCGUGGUACAGAUAUCAGAGCAGGUUUCACUGAGGGCAGAAGAGACUUCACUUCCAGCAGUGGCUGAGACAUCAGUUUCGACUCCAUUAGUAGAAACUUCAGUUGCAAAAUCAGCUCCAUCUGCAGUUACUGAGACACCAGUUUUGACCCCCGUGGUACAGAUAUCAGAGCAGGUUUCACUGAGGGCAGAAGAGACUUCACUUCCAGCAGUGGCUGAGACAUCAGUUUCGACUCCAUUAGUAGAAACUUUAGUUGCAAAACCAGCUCCAUCUUCAGUUACUGUGACACCAGUUUUGACCCCGGUGGUACAGAUAUCAGAGCAGACUUCAGUGAGGGUAACAGAGACUUUACCUCCAGCAGUGGCUGAGACAGCAGUUUUGACUCCAGUAGUAGAAACUCCAGUUGCAAAACCAGCUGCAGUGACUGAGACACCAGUUUUGACUCCAAUGGUACAGACACCACGUCAGGUUAUAGUGACGGUCACAGAAACUGCACUCCCAGUAGUUGCUUCAGCAGUCAAUGCUGCAGCAGAAAAACCUUUUGUGGUCCCAGUUGAAUCUUCAGUACUAAAGCCAACUCUAAUGACAACACCAAUUAUGACUUCAGUGGUAGAAAGGUCAGUUCUAAGUCUAGUACUAGAAACUACAGCACCAACUACAAUUGCAUUGACAGAGAGACCUGUUAUGAUCCCAAUGGUACAGACACCAGCUUUGGUGUCAGUGAUCGUAAAAGAGACUGCACCUCCAGUGGUUCUACCACCUGUGACCACAACAGCAAAAAUACCAGUUAAGAGCCCAGCGGUAGAAACUCAAGCAGUAAAGCCAACAUCAGCAGCGACAGAGACACCCAUUCCUGUCGUCCCUAUAUCAGAAUCACCUGUUGUGACCCCAGUUGGAGAGCAGGUAGCAGAGACACUAACAACACCAGCCACGCCCUCUGUAAUAACACCAACAAUUGAGACUGUGAUGGAGUCACCAGCUGAAGUUUCAGAAGAAAAGGCAAAGCAGCAAACAGAAGUAGCAGAGGCACUUACUUUAGCCCCAGUUGUAGAGGCACCAGCUACACCUCAACCUGUUGUGACACCAGAUGUAAAGGAAGCAAUAGUGCAAGUAGUUGCAGAGGAUAAAAAGGAAGCAAAUACAGAGCCUUAUGUUGUAUUUGAAGAUGCUGUACAACAACAAGAGGUAAAUACAUCAAUUCAAGAAAAUCCUAAAGGUCCCAUGCCACAUAAGGCUGUAGUUCCUUCUACAGAACCUCAGCCAGAGAUGGAGGAGGACGUCUGGGAGGAUGCUGUCGAUAACAUUGGAGACUCCCACUGUCAGUUGACACACACAGAGGGUGAAUCCCAAGAUACUGCUGCUAAAGAAGCAUCCGAAGCCGUAAUUUGAAAGUGACGUGCUAAACCACAAACAGUGUUUUGUUAAUCCAAGUUUAACAACAAAAGAUAAGAACUUCUACAUCUGGAAGAAGCCACGUGCAGCACAAAAUCAGCCAGGGCUCACGUUUCUAUACAACAAAGAAAUUACCACACUACUGAGAAGUAAAAUUGCUUCAUCAAUUUCCUUGACGUUCUUUGAUCAAGCAUUACAUUUUACUUUGACAAAGAAAAUAUUACAGUAUUAAAACUAUAAAAAGCAGCUAUUUUAUCAUAUUUAUACUAAGGAUAUUUGUCAAUGGGCUUAUUAUUUUUAUCCUGACUCUGAAGUUAGCUUAUCAAACAAUAUGCUGUUACAAAACUGAAACAAAAAGUUUUGUUAUAAUAUAAAAGUAUUUGUACGCAUUAUAUCCUAUAGAUGGCAUGUUGAGUAAAACAAUUGUCAUUGCUGAAGGCAAUUACGAUGACUUGUAUUUUAAAAAAUGUACUAAUUAAUUAAAUAAUGAGGUAUAUUUAUUUUAAACCAUCAUAUGCCUUUUGAUAAACCUCUUUCUUCUAUACUCUAAAUAGUAAUUUACAGUUUACCAAAGCUGUAAUGAGUAUUAAAAGUUUAAAAACCACAGUCAUGCUUCAUUAAGAGAGGUGUAAAUGGUGUUCAGUGAGAUUAAGUCACUUAAUUUGUGACUAAAAUGUAAUUUUUUAUACACUCUGCUGUGUGCCAUUGUUAGAAAUGAGGUUUCAUUUACAGUUUAAGAAGUACUUGACUGCUCUUAGCAUAAAAUAAGCAUGCUUUUUUUUGCAUUUAUUGGCUUGUUUUUUUCACUCAAUAUUACAGACCUAUUAUUACUGCAUAUGUACCCAGUGGUUUUACUUUUUUUAAACAUUAUAUAAGCUACCAUGCCUGUGUUUAAAGCAUUUGAACUGACAGAAUAAGCCAGUACGGCGUUGAAAUCAAGAUUUGUUUGAUGAAGUGUUUGAAACCACCUGUACAGAAGGUUUGAGUAUAUUAUACUAUGCAUAAUUGGAGGAAUUGCAAUAUUAACAAUCCCCUAAAAUGAAUGGUCUCAAAUUCCUGGAGGGCCACAGCUCUGCAUAUAGUUUAGCUCCAAUCACCUCCAACUCACUGCUGGUUAUUAGGGUAUAUGCAGAAGGACUUUUAUUUUUCAGUGACCUGACUCAAGUGCUUCCGGUGAACUAUGUAUUGUUUUAAUUAAAAAUAAAUGAUCUUCAAAGCCU
Danio rerio (zebrafish) is the source of this 10740-nucleotide messenger RNA. NCBI's taxonomy places the organism in Eukaryota, Metazoa, Chordata, Actinopteri, Cypriniformes, Danionidae. The record is from RefSeq and is a predicted model, not a curated record.